Molecule: messenger RNA, 1599 nt
Organism: Morchella importuna
Lineage: Eukaryota; Fungi; Ascomycota; Pezizomycetes; Pezizales; Morchellaceae
Exons: 10
Coding region: 1-1599 (532 amino acids)
Biological process (GO): endocytosis; signal transduction; peptidyl-serine phosphorylation
Cellular component (GO): nucleus; cytoplasm
Molecular function (GO): protein serine/threonine kinase activity; ATP binding
Source: RefSeq, a predicted model, not a curated record
AUGUUUCUGCAGUUUUUCUCUGAUGGCGGCUACUUAAUUCUUCCAGAAGCCAGCUCUCCUCUCCCUCUUUCUCUUUUCCUGCUCUGCUCCUGCUCUCCGUUUCGUCUCGCUCCCUCUCUCCUGUUGUCCCUCUACCACACAGAACUCACUCUCCAGUCAGAUCGAUCUACAAACCCCUUCUGUACUGCUCUCUCGUGCCACGAACGGAGAAGGGAAAAAAAUCACUCCUUUAUCACCAGCCGUCGACUAGCUUUCAUCAGCUCCAGAGUUGAAGCGUUCGAGAUAAUGGCCUCUUCGUCCUCGAACGUUGUCGGUGUGCACUACCGCGUAGGCAAGAAGAUCGGAGAGGGAUCUUUCGGUGUCAUCUUUGAGGGAACAAACUUGCUAAAUAACCAGCAUGUUGCGAUCAAGUUUGAACCGAGAAAGAGUGAUGCUCCCCAGCUUAGGGAUGAAUACAGAACUUACAAGAUACUUGUUGGCUGCCCGGGAAUACCUAAUGUUUAUUACUUCGGCCAAGAGGGCCUUCACAACAUACUCGUAAUUGAUUUGCUGGGCCCCAGUUUGGAGGAUCUUUUCGACCACUGCAACAGAAGAUUCUCGAUCAAAACGGUCGUAAUGGUGGCUAAACAAAUGUUGUCACGAGUGCAAACAAUCCACGAAAAGAACUUGAUCUACCGGGAUAUCAAGCCUGACAACUUUCUUAUUGGGAGACCUGGAUCGAAAGCGGCAAACGUUAUCCACGUAGUUGAUUUCGGUAUGGCCAAACAAUACAGGGACCCCAAGACAAAGCAACAUAUCCCAUACAGAGAACGUAAGAGUCUUUCUGGUACUGCUCGAUACAUGAGUAUCAAUACACACUUGGGAAGGGAACAGUCGCGACGAGAUGACUUAGAAGCAUUGGGACAUGUUUUCAUGUACUUUUUGCGAGGCGGACUGCCUUGGCAGGGGCUGAAGGCUGCGACCAAUAAACAGAAGUACGAGAAAAUUGGUGAAAAGAAACAGACGACUGCGAUCAAAGAUCUUUGCGAGGGUUUCCCAGAUGAGUUCAACCAAUACUUGACCUACGUGAGGAACCUCGGAUUCGAGGACACGCCCGACUACGACUUGCUUCGUGAGCUAUUCACGCAAGCGUUGAAGAAUACGGGAGAAGUUGAGGAUGGAGAGUACGAUUGGAUGAAGCUUAACAACGCCCACAACCAGGCUCAUGCCACAACAACUGGUGAACUGCGACAUGUUCCUCCUGCUCAGGUUCGCCAGCCCGCUCAAUUGACACCCGGCCGUUUAAACGCCCCGCAUCCCCCGCCACCAUCGCCAGGAAAACCGAUGGGUCAGACGCGCGGCGACAGGCAAAACGCACAAGGCGUGCCGCCAACCAAACGACCGAGCGGACCUGCGGGGGGCUUAACAGCAAAACAAGCAUCAACGCCAACAGCGAGUACGCAAGCCCAGUUCCAGGCGUCGAACCCGACUUUGCAACCGGCAGCGAGAAACCAGUCGCCCCAGGUUGUGAGCCAGUCACCUCAACCGAGAAACAGUCAGCAGGAGCCAACUAAGAAAACUUUCAUGCAAAAGCUCUCUUCUGUUUUUUGCUGUGGUUGA